This is a messenger RNA of Lytechinus variegatus (green sea urchin), 546 nucleotides long. RefSeq lists its product as uncharacterized. The transcript is spliced from 3 exons. The record is from RefSeq and is a predicted model, not a curated record. The coding region runs from base 142 to 480 and encodes 112 amino acids. Lineage: Eukaryota; Metazoa; Echinodermata; Echinoidea; Temnopleuroida; Toxopneustidae.
AUGAAAUUAAUUUUUCUCCCAUCUAAUAUCAUAAUCCAUCAAACAAGCUUGCAGCUCCCCUUUUAUUUGAUAUGAGUGAACCUUUUCAUCAAUACAACGAGCUAAAGCAUUUGAGGUCUUUAGCGUCUAGCGGAAUGCAUCAUGUCUAAUUAUGGGAAGCAGAAAUGGAAUUUGAUUAAGGAAACUGGUCAAGGAGCAGUUACUUUUGUCAUCCUGCUCGUGGCGGACAUUACAUAUUGUGCAACAGCAUCGUUCGACGUCCAAGACGUGUGCCCUCAUGUGACCAUGACGUCUUGUCCAACCAUUACUCGAGAGAAUGGCGACACUGUGCAGUACAUACCGAAACUCCUAACACCUGAUCUGGAUUGGAUAACUCAAGAGAUAUCCAAAGAUCAUCAGAUUUCUGAGGAUGCUCGUCAUUAUUUUUGCACUGAACCAGGUAGACCUACGCACAUAGGCAUUUGGCCAUUUAAUUAUUAAAAGCAGACAAGUCCAUCCCAACAAAAAGUUGAUUUGAAUGAAAAUAGAAAAAUCCAAGCAUAACAC